This is a messenger RNA of Aspergillus chevalieri, 534 nucleotides long. RefSeq lists its product as uncharacterized. The record is from RefSeq and is a predicted model, not a curated record. Lineage: Eukaryota; Fungi; Ascomycota; Eurotiomycetes; Eurotiales; Aspergillaceae. The coding region runs from base 1 to 534 and encodes 177 amino acids. The transcript is spliced from 2 exons.
AUGCUGUUCAAACAGUUCCUCCUAUCGGCCCUCCUGGCACCUCUGGCCUCCAUCCAACCCCUUUCUCUAGCUGCCACCACCACUGAUCAUGUUUUCCUCGGUUUUGACUCCCUCCAUAAACAAAUUCUGUCCACUCAUGACUGUGUCAAGGACUUCGAUGGCGGCGCCGGACAGACUUUGCUCUGCGGUUACGAGCUCUACAAUCUCAUGACGAGUAGCAAUUCCGCAAGAAACACCCUGGCGAAUUUGGACUCUGUUCCGGCGGACCAAGUCUUCACUUACUUGAGCCACUAUCAUGAUAUUCGCACGUCUAUCAAAGAAAUUUUGAACACCGCAUCUUCCAAGACCGAUCACCUCGACUCGGCGGGGCUGAAAGCAUUCACGACGAUCAUUCUACGAGGCUUUGCUAAGGAAAGGGCCACGUAUGAAACCUUGUCUAAGCAGAAGCUUCCGGUAGAUAACCACACGGAACUCGCGGGACCGGUAGAGGAUCUUGGAAAUGAAUUUGAAAAGGCUCUUGCAGGCUUCCUCUGA